UCCAGCCGCAAAUAAGCUGAGCUGGCAACACUGCCAACAACAUUUUCACAUAAUCGACAGCAACAAAAAGCCAAACCUCUCAGUAAUUUCUACUAAAUUUAAGGAAAUCGCGCACCGAAAAUGGCCGAAAAAUCGGAAUAGCCCAACGCGAAGGGUUGAAGUGCGUGCGCGACAGUGCAACAAGUGGAAAAGAGCGAGAGAGAAAGCAGAAGGCAGCGAUUUGUCAACAACAAAAAGAGAAGAAAAAGAAAAAAACGGAGGAAAAAGAAGAAAAGAAAUAAGUGCCGUGUGUUGAAAACGCGAAAAAGGCGAGAACAAAGAGCCAAAACGGUGGAAAUUGUGUGGGGAAACGCUGGCCCGAAAGCUCCAAGUUGGCCGCCAUCAAUUCGUGUGUAGGAUCAAUUAAAAUUCCGUGAGGCCAGGCCAGGCCGGCCGAGAAUCAAAUCAAAUUAAAAAUCAACUAAUAUUUUGAUAUUCAGAUAUUCAAAUGAAAUUCAUUCAUCGCCUGGGACUUUGUGCGGAUCUGGGCAACUAUUUUCGAAUUUGAAUUGUGUCUGCGGUCCGAGCAGAAUCUGUGAUAAAGCAGAAAUACAAAAAAGUAACAAAUACAAAAAUACAAAUAAAAUGUGAAGAGAAAUAUUUACAUGCGAAAUGAAUGUUGGGCGAGAGAAGUUUUUUGUUAUAAAUGCAAAUGCGAAAUGGAAGAAUUCUCCUUCAUCCGCGCGAGUGAUAAAUAAUCCGACGACAAACAAAAGCAAAAGCCCAGGCCAGGCCCACACCGCGAGAAACGGGGGGUGACAGCAGUGAGCAGCAGUGAGCAGUAAGCAGUGAGGAGCAGCGAGCAGCAGUGUCGGGAGCAGUGCAAACACAUUUAUCUUUAUUGAGAGCAACAAUAUCAAGAUCGAGAUAAUAAAGCAUCGUAAACCUUCGCAUACCCGAGACUAAGUAGUUCAUUAUAAAGUCCAAGUCUCCACAAAUAUUCACAUAAUUGAAAUGCAAAAAAGUGCCUGUUGAGAAAGAAACGAGAAAAGGUGGAAUAAUUUUUUUAUAAACCAUCAAAUUAAAUAAUAAUAAUACCUGGAAUAACGCGAAAAAUACAAAUUUAUUUAAAUUCCAAUCCCUGGAAGCCGAUGUGCCCCAGUGUCGUGUGUGUGUGCUGUGCUGUGUGUGUGCGAGGGUUUAUCGAGCAUUUUGUGAUAUGAGUGCUAAAUAUCAAAAGAAGCAGCAGCAGCAGAAUGCAUCCAGCGGGCGAAAAAAGGGGCGGUCGCCCCAAUGAUAAAUACACGGCGGAAGCCCUCGAGAGCAUCAAGCAGGACCUAACGCGAUUUGAACUACAAAAUAACCAUAGGAAUAAUCAGAAUUACACAGCUCUGCGAUACACGGCGACAAAUGGACGCAACGAUGCACUUACUCCGGACUACCAGCAUGCCAGGCCACCGAUGGAGCCGCCGCCCUCGGCGUCGCCCUCACCGGACGUAUCCAGUCCGCCGCCACCCGCCAUUGUAGGUCAGCCAGGAGUUGGAGUCGGAGUGGGAGUGGGUGUAGGAGUGGGCGUGGCGCUGCAGGCGAAUGGACAUGUGCCAAAGAUGAUGACCGCCUUGAUGCCGAACAAGCUGAUCCGGAAACCGAGCAUCGAACGCGAUACGGCGAGCAAUCACUACCUGCGCUGCAGCCCGGCGCUGGACUCCGGGGCGGGCAGCUCACGCUCCGAUAGUCCACACUCGCACUCGCACAGCCAUGCCCACAAUACCCACACCCUCUCCCACCAUGUCCAUCAGCCUAGCUCACGACCGGGCGGAAAUGGCGUCAAUCCUGGCUUCUCUCCGUCGCCCAGUGGCUUCAGCGAGGUGGCACCACCGGCGCCGCCACCACGCAAUCCCACCUCUGUCACCAGUGCGGCCACGCCACCACCCCCGGCCGUAGUCGUCGGGAGUCAGGCGUAUGUAAAGCGGCGUUCUCCAGCCCUGAAUCGGCCGCCGGCGAUAGCACCGAUAGCUCCGAGUAGCGCCUCGCAGCGCGGCACCUCGCCGGUGAUCACCCAGAACGGUAUCAAGACCCAGCAGCAGCAACAACAGCAGUUGUCGCAGCAGCAGCAACUAACGCAGCAGAUGAAGGCACUGACCAUGUAUCCGGGCGGGAACAGUGGGGCUGUGGUGGAGCCACCGCCACCAUAUCUUAUCCAGACGGGUCAGGGAGUAGUAGGAGCACCGCCACCGCCGCCGCCCAGUUACACGGCGUCCAUGCAAUCCCGUCAGUCGCCGACGCAAUCGCAGCAAUCGGACUACAGGAAAUCCCCGAGCAGCGGUAUCUACUCGGCCACGUCGGCGGGAUCGCCCAGUCCCAUUACUGUAUCCCUGCCGCCGGCACCGCUGGCGAAGCCCCAGCCCAGGGUAUACCAAGCGCGGACACAGCAGCCGAUCAUCAUGCAGAGCGUGAAGAGCACCCAGGUGCAGAAGCCAGUGCUUCAAACGGCGGUGGCUCCUCAGUCGCCGUCAAGUGCGUCGGCGAGCAACUCGCCGGUCCAUGUACUGGCGGCUCCCCCCUCAUAUCCCCAGAAGUCAGCGGCAGUGGUGCAGCAGCAGCAGCAAGCGGCAGCAGCGGCACAGCAGCAGCAGCACCACCACCAGCAGCAUCAGCACCAGCAGUCCAAGCCACCGACGCCAACCACGCCGCCUCUGCUUAGCGGAGGAGGAGUGGUCAAGCCUACCUGCAUAGAGCCGCCUUCGUAUGCCAAGAGCAUGCAGGCCAAGGCAGCCACCGUGCAGCAAGUACAGCAGCAGGUGCAGCACCAGCAGCAGCAACAUCAGCAGCAACCGCCGCAAUUCCAGGCCUUGAGGGCCCUCCAGGCUCAACGGGAACGGGAUCAGCGAGAGCGGGAACAGCAGAUGCAGCAGCAGCAGCAACAACAACAGCAGCAGCAGAAGCUUACCAAUGGCAAUCCCAGUCCUAAUCCCCGACAGCUUCCGCCACCGCCGCCAUAUCAGAGCAACAACAAUAAUCCAGAGAGCAAACCACCUCCGCCGCCGAGCAACUGCAACAACAAUAACAUUCAGAUCAGCAACAGCAAUCUGACGACGACGCCACCAAUACCACCAGCGAAAUACAAUUCCGGAACGGGAGCCAACAGCUCUGGUGGCAGCAAUGGAUCCGCUAGCACCACCGCCUCGUCGUCUGCCUGCAAGAAGAUCAAGCACGCCUCGCCUAUUCCGGAGCGCAAGAAGAUAUCCAAGGAGAAGGAGGAGGAGCGCAAGGAGAUUCGCAUUCGACAGUACUCGCCUCAGGCCUUCAAGUUCUUUAUGGAGCAGCACAUCGAAAACGUGAUCAAGUCGUAUCGCCAGCGAACCUAUCGCAAGAACCAACUGGAGAAGGAGAUGAUCAAGGUAGGACUUCCGGAUGAAACGCAGAUUGAGAUGCGGAAGAUGCUGAACCAAAAGGAGAGCAACUACAUUCGGCUGAAGCGUGCCAAGAUGGACAAGAGCAUGUUCGUCAAGCUAAAACCGAUUGGUGUGGGCGCCUUUGGCGAGGUGACCCUUGUCCGGAAGAUCGACACCUCGCAUCACCUGUACGCGAUGAAAACCCUGCGCAAGGCCGAUGUCCUCAAGCGGAACCAGGUGGCCCAUGUCAAGGCCGAAAGGGAUAUUCUCGCCGAGGCCGAUAACAAUUGGGUGGUGAAGUUGUACUAUAGCUUCCAGGACAAGGAUAAUCUGUACUUUGUGAUGGACUAUAUACCGGGUGGCGAUCUUAUGUCGCUGCUCAUCAAGCUGGGCAUCUUUGAGGAGGAACUGGCCAGAUUCUACAUAGCCGAGGUCACCUCCGCCGUUGACAGCGUCCACAAAAUGGGCUUCAUUCACAGAGACAUCAAGCCUGACAACAUACUCAUCGACAGAGACGGACACAUCAAACUCACCGAUUUCGGCCUGUGUACGGGCUUCCGAUGGACGCACAACUCCAAGUACUAUCAGGAGAAUGGCAAUCACUCACGCCAGGAUUCGAUGGAACCUUGGGAGGAAUACUCGGAGAAUGGACCCAAGCCCACGGUGCUGGAAAGGCGGCGAAUGCGCGAUCACCAAAGAGUCCUGGCCCACUCGCUGGUGGGCACUCCCAACUACAUAGCGCCCGAGGUGCUGGAGCGGAGUGGAUAUACGCAAUUGUGCGAUUACUGGAGCGUUGGCGUCAUCCUCUACGAGAUGCUGGUGGGACAGCCGCCCUUCCUGGCCAACAGUCCGCUGGAAACGCAACAAAAGGUCAUCAACUGGGAAAAGACGCUGCACAUUCCCCCGCAGGCUGAGCUAUCCCGCGAGGCCACCGAUCUUAUUCGGCGACUUUGCGCCUCGGCGGACAAGCGGCUGGGGAAGAGCGUGGAUGAGGUGAAGAGCCACGACUUCUUCAAGGGCAUCGACUUUGCCGAUAUGCGUAAGCAGAAGGCGCCGUAUAUACCCGAGAUUAAGCAUCCAACGGACACAUCCAAUUUCGAUCCCGUGGAUCCGGAAAAGUUGCGCUCCAACGAUUCCAACAUGAGCAGCGGCGACGAUAUCGAUCUGAAUGAUCGCCAGUUCCAUGGAUUUUUCGAAUUUACCUUUAGGCGAUUUUUCGAUGACAAACAGCAUCCGGAUAUGACGGACGAUCAGGCGCCGGUCUACGUCUGAGUGUGUGCUGAGAAGAGAUCAUUGUUAGUCAAAUAGUCACAAAAGAAGAGAACGGGUGACUAAAGUAUGAAAACUAUAUAUAUUAUAUAUAAACUAUAGGAGAAAGUAGCUAGCGAAGGAGCAAGAAGAACUACACAUAAUAUGUUAUAAAUAUAUAUGCUUGAGUGCAUGAACUGAAUAAAUUUAAAAAUGAAACGGAA
Messenger RNA from Drosophila kikkawai, 4846 nucleotides. RefSeq names its product serine/threonine-protein kinase warts (gene wts). The record is from RefSeq and is a predicted model, not a curated record. Lineage: Eukaryota; Metazoa; Arthropoda; Insecta; Diptera; Drosophilidae. Gene Ontology annotation, biological process: hippo signaling; positive regulation of apoptotic process; peptidyl-serine phosphorylation. Gene Ontology annotation, molecular function: ATP binding; protein serine/threonine kinase activity.